Molecule: messenger RNA, 1136 nt
Organism: Homo sapiens (human)
Lineage: Eukaryota; Metazoa; Chordata; Mammalia; Primates; Hominidae
Gene: HOXD4
Product: homeobox D4
Exons: 2
Coding region: 85-852 (255 amino acids)
Biological process (GO): regulation of DNA-templated transcription
Cellular component (GO): nucleus
Molecular function (GO): DNA-binding transcription factor activity; DNA binding; DNA-binding transcription factor activity, RNA polymerase II-specific
Source: RefSeq, marked reviewed
AGUUGACAGCAAGUAGGAGGGCCCUAUGGAAGGAGAAAAAAAGACAACACGAGAAAAAUUAGUAUUUUCUACCUUCUGAAAUUAAUGGUCAUGAGUUCGUAUAUGGUGAACUCCAAGUAUGUGGACCCCAAGUUCCCUCCGUGCGAGGAGUAUUUGCAGGGCGGCUACCUAGGCGAGCAGGGCGCCGACUACUACGGCGGCGGCGCGCAGGGCGCAGACUUCCAGCCCCCGGGGCUCUACCCACGGCCCGACUUCGGUGAGCAGCCUUUCGGAGGCAGCGGCCCCGGGCCUGGCUCGGCGCUGCCUGCGCGGGGUCACGGACAAGAGCCAGGCGGCCCCGGCGGUCACUACGCCGCUCCAGGAGAGCCUUGCCCAGCUCCCCCGGCGCCUCCGCCGGCGCCCCUGCCUGGCGCCCGGGCCUACAGUCAGUCCGACCCCAAGCAGCCGCCCUCCGGGACGGCACUCAAGCAGCCGGCCGUGGUCUACCCCUGGAUGAAGAAGGUGCACGUGAAUUCGGUGAACCCCAACUACACCGGUGGGGAACCCAAGCGGUCCCGAACGGCCUACACCCGGCAGCAAGUCCUAGAACUGGAAAAAGAAUUUCAUUUUAACAGGUAUCUGACAAGGCGCCGUCGGAUUGAAAUCGCUCACACCCUGUGUCUGUCGGAGCGCCAGAUCAAGAUCUGGUUCCAGAACCGGAGGAUGAAGUGGAAAAAAGAUCAUAAGCUGCCCAACACUAAAGGCAGGUCAUCGUCCUCAUCUUCCUCCUCAUCUUGCUCCUCCUCAGUCGCCCCCAGCCAGCAUUUACAGCCGAUGGCCAAAGACCACCACACGGACCUGACGACCUUAUAGAAGUGGGGACCCUGGGCCCAUCUCUCCCUGCGCACCAGGCUGAGCCGAAGCUGCGGGGGCAGGCCGGGCCUGCUGUCACCUCGCUGGGCUCUAAGGUACUGUGGGGUGGACCUGGGACAAGCAGGCCGCCCUCGGACUAGGUUAGCAUCCUGCCCGAGGGCAGCCCCCUCCCUAGAGCGGGAUGGGGAUGGGAGGGGGGGCGGGAUUCUCUCUCUAAGUAUAUUAUAUGGCAGGAGCUACUGAGAACAUAAAAUCUUGGCGAGUCAUUAAACUUAUGAAAAUCA